GGGGAGGGACCGGGGCGGAGCUAAGAUGCGGAGGUGACGCACCAGAGACCAGAAUCGCGGCUCCCGUCCGACCCCCAGCAAGGCCCAGACCUGCGUCAGGCUCCGGCCCCUUGGUUAAAAAUGGUCUCCAGGAUGGUCUGCACCAUGCUCUCUGGCCUAACAUUUUGGCUGGCAUUUGGGUGGACUGCAACAUCUGCUUAUAGUCCAAGGACCCCUGACCGGGUCUCUGAAACAGACAUCCAGAGGCUGCUCCACGGCGUCAUGGAGCAGCUGGGCAUUGCCAGGCCACGGGUAGAGUACCCAGCUCACCAGGCCAUGAAUCUUGUGGGCCCACAGAGCAUCGAAGGUGGAGCUCAUGAAGGUCUGCAGCACUUGGGUCCUUUUGGCAACAUCCCAAACAUUGUGGCAGAGUUGACUGGUGACAACAUUCCCAAGGACUUCAGUGAGGACCAGGGCUACCCAGACCCUCCAAAUCCUUGUCCUGUUGGAAAAACAGUCGAUGAUGGAUGUCUAGAAAACACCCCUGACACGGCAGAGUUCAGUCGAGAGUUCCAGUUGCACCAGCACCUUUAUGACCCAGAACACGACUACCCAGGCUUGGGCAAGUGGAACAAGAAACUCCUUUAUGAGAAGAUGAAGGGAGGACAGAGACGAAAGCGGAGGAGUGUCAACCCGUAUCUACAAGGACAGAGAUUGGACAACGUUGUCGCAAAGAAGUCGGUCCCCCAUUUUUCAGAAGAGGAUAAGGACCCAGAGUAAAGUGAAUAUGCUAGGUGGGCACCCACUCAGCCAUUAGUCCUCGGUAUUGCUUAUGUGCAUGUGUGCAUGUGUUAGAGCCCCCGUGAAUGGCAAAAUGUUUCUAAUUUAGACAAGUGUGGAAGAAAAGCAGUCUUACUUUGAUAUUGCAUUGUCCUUCACAUGGAUAACUCUGCUUUCUGCUAAAUUAGAAUAUGAGCUUUUAUUUUUUUUAAAUGAAGAUCUGAAAUGAGCAUUAAAAUUAAAGCACUUAUGUCAGUAACAGUGAAAAGCAAGACUGUGAAUGAAAUGUCCUCAGGUUUCUUGCAAUUUGGGCUGCAUUGUUUGGGCCAGGUCUGUCAAAAGGUGGUGUUUAUUUUUGAUGAUGUCAGUCACCCAGCCCUUGGGCAUUGUUAUACACCAAUAAAGAGAAUUUGACACAUUUCA
Molecule: messenger RNA, 1182 nt
Organism: Pteronotus mesoamericanus
Lineage: Eukaryota; Metazoa; Chordata; Mammalia; Chiroptera; Mormoopidae
Gene: SCG5
Product: secretogranin V
Exons: 6
Coding region: 121-759 (212 amino acids)
Biological process (GO): neuropeptide signaling pathway; regulation of hormone secretion
Cellular component (GO): secretory granule
Molecular function (GO): enzyme regulator activity
Source: RefSeq, a predicted model, not a curated record